Monopterus albus (swamp eel) is the source of this 1146-nucleotide messenger RNA. RefSeq lists its product as uncharacterized. Lineage: Eukaryota; Metazoa; Chordata; Actinopteri; Synbranchiformes; Synbranchidae. The coding region runs from base 168 to 980 and encodes 270 amino acids. The record is from RefSeq and is a predicted model, not a curated record. The transcript is spliced from 5 exons.
UAGACACUCACAGCUGAAAUUAGACACAGACUGUGGAGUCUUUACUGAAUUUGAGCAAAACAAUCCUCCAGAGUUUGUGUAGCUCCGGUGGCUGUGGUGCUUCCUGUUGGAAUAAAAGGGAAGUCCGUAAAACAGAGACAAGUUGUCACAGAAGAAGAAGGAUCAAAAUGAGCCUCCAGGAAGAGGUGGAGAAGAGCUACGACCCGAACGAUGCCACCCUGAAAUUUGUCGACAGGGAGGACGACAUAGAUCCGUUAUCUGACAGCUGCCUCAGAGCAGAGAUGUCCUGCGGUCACGCCGUCACUCCUGAAUCUCUAACGUCGUGGUGUCGCAGCCUGCUAAAGCAGGGGAAGUAUGAAUUCAGAUGCCCCGCAUUAGUAGAGGGAACCAAACAGUGCAAUGAGCUGUGGCCGUACAAAGAGGUGCGCAGACUGGCUGAUCUGUCUGUGAAGGAAAUGCAGGAGUUUGAAGAGUCCAUGGCCCGACUGGCUGCAGCAGACUACUGUGAGAUCAAACCAUGCCCACAGUGCAAAACAAAUGUGGAGAGGAAGGAUCUGUCCAACCUGUGUGUCAAGUGCACCAUAUGUACAGCUGACCAGAAGAAGACCUACCAGUUUUGCUGGCAGUGUCUGAAGCCGUGGAAAGGUCCAGGCCCUCAGUCUGAACACUGCAGCAACGAUGGCUGCAUCAACAAGGACUUGCAGCUUCUGCAGGUGUGUGACACCAUUAGCCUGCCCAAGGUAGAAGGGGUCACCAGCUGCCCCUCUGUCAGAGUCUGUCCUACAUGUGGCAUGAGGGUGAGACAUAACCAACAAAGCUGCAAAACUAUCAACUGUCCUGGCUGCAAUAUAACAUUCUGUUUUGUCUGCCUCAAACUAAAGAGUGAAUGUUGCCAGACCAGUUCACCAUACAAAAUGUGUACUAGUGGUGUGGCUCCUAGACAGACCUCUAUCCCUGUAUGGCAGAAAAAAAGAAAAUAAAAAAAAGGCCCGUCUUUACCUAGUGGGCAAUUUAGCAAUACUAAAUAUCUAAAUGAAAUUCAAAAUACCGAAAGAAGAAGAAGAAGAAGAUCUCUCCUCUUCAAAGAUCUUCUUCUUCCUUGGACCAUUGGAGUGCACAGGAACUAUUGUUUAGGACUUUAGUCUC